AAACUAAAAUAAAAAUAAAAAUAAAAUAAAAAGGACAAAAAUAAAUAUAGAAAAAUCCCCACAACCAUAGAUUUCUUAUUUCUCCUCCUGAGAAACGUUUCGAUUUGAAGAAUCAAUAGCGUACGUUCCCGAAUCGUUGCAUUCGCGCAUUCUUUGUCACUUUGCUGUUUCUAUUUGAAUUCCAUGGAGUUAAUUCGCGUGAUUUUUCGUUGAUUGGGGCAACAAGUAGUUCUGUAUCUCUAGGUGAGGACGAGGCUCAUUUGUUUGGAUCUGAUUUUUAUUCAAUUGAGAGAUUUUGAAUAUUAGGGAUUUUGAGCUGCAAGGAAGGAUGGAGGAUGAUAAGAAGAAGAAGAGAAACAAGAAAAAGAAAAACAAGCAGAUCAAAAUUACGGAAGAUGAUAUCGCUGUUGACGUGAAUCAGAAUGGUGCGAGUAAUGGAAAGAAUGAUCGUGACCAAGUAACUGACCUCGCUGAGGUGCAAAAUGGUGCUGUGCGAAAUGGUGAUACGGCGGCCAAUAGACAUGAGCACAAUGGAACAGAAAUGCCCAUCUUAGCUGAAGCUGAGAAGCAACAGUGGGUGCAAAGAGAGGCCAUAUUGAAAGAGUCAAUAAAACAAUUACAGAAUGAAAAUGAUACAUAUACGCAGAAAGAGGCUUUCUUAGAAGGGAGAAUCAAACAGUUAAAGAAGGAAAAUGAUUCACAAAUACAGAAACUGGUUACAUUAGAAGAGACGAUCAAGCAAUUGAGAAAUGUACAUGAUUUAGCUUUACAGAAGGAGACUACCUUGGAAGGAACAAUCCAACAGUUGAAAAAUGAAAAUGAUUCACACAUGAAGAAAGAGGCCGGUCUAGAGAAUGAAAUCAUACAACUGCAGAUUGAAAAAGAGUCGAGUCUUCAAAAAGAGGCUGGUCUAGAGAAGAUAAUUGUACAACUGCAGAGUGAAAAAGAGUCUAUUCUUCAAGAAGAGGCCCACUUGAAGGAGCAACUUCAGCACUUAUUGGAGGAGAAGACUGCUUUGGUUUUAAAAGGGGCAAGCUUGGAGGAAAAAAUUAAACAACUAGAGAGUGAUAAAUAUUCGUGGACCCUAACAGAGAAUACAACCAAAGAAACAAUUGCUAGAAUGAAUGUUGAUAUCACAAGACUACAGAUGCAGGUGGUGGAGUUGGAAGAAUCCAGAAAUAUACUUUUGAAAGAAAACCAACAACUGAUGGACAACAUAUCUGGUCAGCGGUUACAUCUUCAGAAUGUGAAGGCGAACGUCACCUCUGCUAACACAUCACAUGAACUGAAAAAGCAUGAUGAACGUGAGGACUUGAACUCCCAAAUUGGAGCAGCCUGUGCACUGGUUGACAAAUUGAUUACAGAAAAUGCAGAGCUUGUUGAGAAAGUGAAUGAGUUGUACAUUAAGCUUGACCAACAAAGUAGAGCAUCUGGACAUUCUUCUACCAUUGGCAGCGAUCUCAUGGUUGAAUCUAGGGCAGCUGAUUCCAUACUUGAAUCUAGUGAAAAGAUGUCUGCUUUGGGCCAUAAGAUGGAGUUACUGGAAGUUGAACCUGCUGCUGGAGAUGCAUAUGCUGCAGAAGUUGACUCGGGAGAAAUCGUGCAAAUACCUUUGAAUGAUAAUGAGCUUCGGGAUUUGGAACUGAAGGAGGCUGUUGAGAAUGAUAAGAUGGAGGAAGCUGUGCCGCUUACAGAUGCUCCAAUGAUUGGGGCUCCUUUCCGGUUAAUAUCAUUUGUCGCUAAAUAUGUUAGUGGUGCUGAUUUGGUUGACAAAAGCACUUCAAAUUCUGUGCCUUAGCUUAGCAAGGUUAAAGUUUUUUUGUUUUUUUUAAUUAUCAUUUCAUAUACAAAUUGCUUGUCAUGUGGAGAUUAAAGAUGCAUCUAAUAUUGCUCUUUGUUUUUUUA
This is a messenger RNA of Hevea brasiliensis (rubber tree), 1905 nucleotides long. RefSeq lists its product as uncharacterized. The transcript has 15 exons. Lineage: Eukaryota; Viridiplantae; Streptophyta; Magnoliopsida; Malpighiales; Euphorbiaceae. The record is from RefSeq and is a predicted model, not a curated record. The coding region runs from base 329 to 1798 and encodes 489 amino acids.